This is a messenger RNA of Aureobasidium melanogenum CBS 110374, 1533 nucleotides long. Its product is annotated as Clavaminate synthase-like protein. The record is from RefSeq and is a predicted model, not a curated record. The transcript is spliced from 2 exons. Gene Ontology annotation, molecular function: 2-oxoglutarate-dependent dioxygenase activity. The coding region runs from base 1 to 1533 and encodes 510 amino acids. Lineage: Eukaryota; Fungi; Ascomycota; Dothideomycetes; Dothideales; Saccotheciaceae.
AUGACCGACGGCAAGAUCCCUCAAUGGAAGCUCGGCCAGCCGAAAGACUUUUACUCCAACUUCGUUCACAAGCGCCAACCUGUUGUAAUCCAAGGAAAGCUGGAAGACCUCGACUUUGUUACCAAGAAUUGGUCUAAUGUCGACUACUUGCGCGAAACAGCUGGCGAUGCUUCCGUCAAGGUCGAGCCCAUGCACAAGGAGAAGAAACGCUAUGGCACUGAUGUCGAGCGCGUUGAUACCACUUUUGGCGCUUUUCUCGACUCCUUAAGGGAAGAGAAGGAGGAAUACGACUACCUCACCACCCAGUACUCGGAUGACGAAGACGACAUGGACAGCGAGGACGAUGACGAGGACAAUGAAGAGAAGGAAGAUGGACAAGACAACGAAAUCAAGAAUGGCACUUUCCCACAACCUGUGCGUGCUCUUCUGCGCGACGAAGUUCCUAUGCGUCCCGAGAUGAUGGGCAACCUCGUUCUUCAACAGAUGAACAUCUGGCUCGGCAAGACCAAAGCUGGCACUAGCUCUGGCCUUCACCAUGACUUCCACGACAAUCUCUACAUUCUGCUGAAGGGUCGCAAGCGUUUCGUCCUGUACCCUCCUUCGGCCGUCUACCACCUCGACACGUACGGCAAGCCCAAGAAGAUUCAUCCCAACGGCUUGAUUAACGAAGCCGACGAGAUCAGAGCAGAUGGUCUUGUAGAAAGAGAUGCCGCUGCAUUGAAGGUCCAGGCCCUCGAGGAACAAAUGGACAAACUCGAAGAGAGCGGCGAGAAGAAAGGACUCGACAAGGUUCAGAAAGAAUAUGGCGAUGCCGUCGAGCGCUUGAUGAAGUACCAAGCCGCUGACUUCGGCGAGCUGGGCGAGGAUGACUUUGACGAGGUCUCUUCAGAAGAAGAAUCAGAUCCCGAGGACCUCAAAGACCAAGUCCUCCGCGACGCACCCAACAAGAAACGUAAAGCCGAGGAAGACUUGUCUGGCAGCAAACCCAGCAAGACCGCCAAAGCAGGUGCCGAAGACGACGAAGACUCUGAUGCCAACGACGACGACUCAGACGCCGAACUCCUCGAAGCCCUCGAACGCGCCCAAAACGGCCAACGCGACGACUUUGACGACGACGAAGAUGUCUCUGACCUCGAAGAAGCCUUUGCCAAUGCUCAAGGCGAGGACUCUGCUUUCCCUACCGAACCUCUUUCGUUCUCUCAAGUAUCGACACAAGAUCUACAUUCCCACCUCGGUCUCACAUCGACUCAGAAAACCUCUGCCGCGCUGGAGAAAGCAGGCAAACCGUAUAUUGUGGAGCUGAAAGCAGGCGAUAUGCUUUACUUGCCUACUAGUUGGUUCCAUGAGGUUACCUCGUUCAGUGAUGAGAAGAGCGAGGAUAACGUGCAUAUUGCUCUGAACUAUUGGUUCCAUCCUCCGGAUGCUCAGAAACCAGAGUUUGAGAAGCCGUAUGCUGAUGCUACUUUGUGGAAGUUUAUGGAGGAAAAGGUUAAAGGUGCUUACGAGGGAUUGAUUGCAGACAAGGAGGAUUGA